GUGAGGUAAAAAUUAAGGAAUUGUUAUGGUCGUAUUGCAUGAGAUAUACCUAUAGCAUUAGGUAAUAGAAUUCAUUUUAUUAAUAUUUUACCCCGGUAUCUAACCUUAGUAACCGUAGGUUCGAUCUAUUUCCAUAUACGUGCAAUUCAAACCCGUAGAAGCGAUCAUAAUACCUAUUUCCUUAACCCCUCACAUGUCGCUAUCAAGACAUCUUCCCGGAUCCCGAAGAGCUGUUGCCGUUGCAUCAGGCCUCGUAUCCCCUCCACCACCACCAUCUUCAUCUUCCCUUCCCAAUUCCAACACCACCACCAAUUCCACGACAUCGACAGCUUCACUACUCCAGCAGCCUGUCCAGCCGAGAAGUUUCGCCUCGCAGUCUAAUAUCCGAAGUCGCGAUAUUCCACAUAAAUUGACUCUUAAACACGCCUGCAAGAUGUCCACCAUGCCGGCGCAACACGGCCACUCCGAGGCCUGCUGCAACAUCCCCCCCGUCGUAUCCAAGGGCUACACCCCGAAGGGCACGUACGAGGAGCUCGGAGGUUUAAACUCAUACGUCACCGGCCCCCAGGAAGCCACCAAGGGCAUCAUCACCAUCUUCGACAUCUUCGGGUUCUACCCGCAGACGCUGCAGGGCGCCGACAUCCUCGCGACCUCGGACCACUCCCAGAAGUACCGCGUCUUCAUCCCGGACUGGUUCGCCGGCGAGCCCGCCCCGCUCGAGUGGUUCCCCCCCGACACCGAGGAGAAGCAGAAGAACCUCGGCGCCUUCUUCCAGAAGCACUCCCCGCCUAGCGUCGCCGACAAGGUCCCCGGCUACGUCAGCGCCGUCGCCGCGAAGUACCCGCAGAUCAAGUCCUGGGCUAUUCUUGGAUUCUGCUGGGGCGGCAAAGUCGUAUCCCUCGUGGUGUCCAAACCCGACACGGUCUUCAAAGCGGCCGUGGAAGCGCACCCGGCGAUGGUCGACCCGGCCGACGCCGCUAACAUCAAGGUGCCCCUGGCGCUGCUGGCCUCUAAGGACGAGAACCCGGAGGACGUGAAGAAGUUCGAGCAGAACCUCAAGGUUCCCAAGUACGUCGAGAUCUUCGGCGACCAGAUCCACGGGUGGAUGGCCGCGCGCUCCAACCUCGACGACGAGCGCGUUAGGGCCGAAUACGUUCGGGGUUACGAGACUGUCCUCAAGUUCUUGUCCAAGUAUCUGUAAAACCACCUACCUAACGUAGAUAUCUCUCCUAGUAAUGAAUCUUACAAAAACGCCACGAGAAAUAAAAAGAAAGGUCGGAUGUAUCUAGGCUUGAUAUACUAGGAUCGCCUCUAAUAAAAGCAAUGAUGAAUUAAAU
Molecule: messenger RNA, 1337 nt
Organism: Daldinia caldariorum
Lineage: Eukaryota; Fungi; Ascomycota; Sordariomycetes; Xylariales; Hypoxylaceae
Product: Alpha/Beta hydrolase protein
Exons: 3
Coding region: 194-1201 (335 amino acids)
Molecular function (GO): hydrolase activity
Source: RefSeq, a predicted model, not a curated record